This is a messenger RNA of Chelonoidis abingdonii (Abingdon island giant tortoise), 4824 nucleotides long. It is a transcript of the gene GAS2L3, whose product is annotated as growth arrest specific 2 like 3. Gene Ontology annotation, molecular function: actin filament binding; cytoskeletal adaptor activity; microtubule binding. Gene Ontology annotation, cellular component: actin filament. NCBI's taxonomy places the organism in Eukaryota, Metazoa, Chordata, Testudines, Testudinidae. Gene Ontology annotation, biological process: actin crosslink formation. The record is from RefSeq and is a predicted model, not a curated record.
GACAAGUUUUGUACAAAGAAAAAGCUUCUGUCUGAAAACAAGCUGAUUUCAUAGUAGGUGUAAAUGCAUGGUCUUAAGGAAAAGCCUUUCAUAUAAAUACAGAUGACCACGCAGCAUGCUGUUCAGGUGUGGUUUGGAGAUGAUAUUCCUUUAACUCCACGAAGUCCUCUGACUCCCAGACAUGGCCCGGGCUUGGCAGAUGUUUGCCUGUAAGAUCAGUGGAUAUCUGUGCGGCAUGAAGCAACUCUGGUACCUAUGCAGGAAGAUCUAUCAAUCUGGCUAUCUGGAUUGCUGGGGGUAGAAGUUACAGCGGAACGGUUGCUGAAAGAGCUUGAUAACGGCGUACUACUCUGCCAGUUGGUUGGUGUCCUUCAAAGUACAGUUAAAAAAUGCUGUAGCUCAAAGGACUUAAGGAAUUUUCCUAUGACAUGUGUCCCGUGUAAGAAGAAUGCACCAUCAGGAUCCUUCUUUGCUAGAGAUAAUACAGCCAACUUCCUUAACUGGUGUAGGUGCAUUGGAGUUGAUGAGACUUAUCUCUUUGAAUCUGAAGGUUUAGUUUUGCACAAGGAUCCAAGACAGGUGUAUCUCUGUCUACUGGAAAUUGGUCGCAUCGUAUCGAGGUAUGGAGUUGAACCUCCUGUGCUAGUAAAACUGGAGAAUGAAAUUGAGUUAGAAGAGACAUUGUUGAUGACCUCUGGGCCUGUAACAUCUCUCAGCACCCCAAAGUCAUGUUGCCACCAUGGGGAACUGCAUGAAGCAGUUAAGCACAUAGCAGAAGAUCUUCCCUGUAGCUGUUCCCAUAGAUUUUCGAUUGAGUACUUAUCUGAAGGACGGUAUAGAUUGGGAGAUAAAAUACUCUUCAUACGAAUGCUGCAUGGAAAACAUGUGAUGGUACGUGUUGGUGGAGGCUGGGACACUCUUCAAGGUUUUCUUCUCAAAUAUGAUCCAUGUCGAGUGCUGCAAUUUGCAACUCUGGAGCAAAAAAUCCUGGCAUUUCAAAAAGGUGGCCCCAGUGAAGACCCCCCUGAUUCAUCAUCUAGAACACUGCAGCCUCCUCUCAUGAAUCCCAUAUCUGCUAUUAAUAUGUUUCAGAAACAAAAUUCAAAACCACCCACUUCUGUUUCAGUUAAAAAAGCUGCUCAGGUGGCCAGUGGUAAGCAGGCAUUAUCUAAACGUCCACAGUCACCUGCCCGGUCAUCUCCAAAAGGGGCAACCAAGUCCAUAUCAGCUCAUUCCAAAUUACAAGGAUCUCCAGCAAAGGGUGCCCAAUCUCCUUUCAAAUCCUUAACAGGUGCUUCAAAGAAACUGGAUUCUUCUACACGCAACUUACCAACUUCUGCUAUUUCAAAACUUGCACAACCUGCAAACAAAAGUUCUUCACUUGCAUUAUUAAAUACUGCUCCUGAUUGUUCAGGACCACUGCGCAAACGCAUCUGGUCCCCUGAUACUCCUAACAUUAAACUUACACCAUCCCAGAAUUCUCCAGCAACAAUUUUACGUCCUACCCUCUCUUGUUCUACAAGUCAGCUUUCAGAAUUACCUGGGACAAGAGAAAUAAUGGCUUCGAAACAAAAAUAUGCUGCUUCUAAAUGCAAAACUGUAUCUAACUCCACCACCAAACCUAAUUCUAUUGCUUCAAAAUCCUCAUCAAAAUCUGCUAGGCCACCUAACGCAAAUCUGCCUGUUGUUUCAAAGCCUUCACAUUCUUAUCAGUCUCUUGCAAAAAUAGCAAAACCCACUUCCAAAAGUAACAAUGAAGCAUCGGGAAUAGGGUCUCGGCCUCCCAGAAAAGUGCCACAAACAGGAUCUGGCCCAGGGAGGAAUCUCAGAACUACUCCGGUCUUAAAACAGCCAGAUUCUGCAUCUUUGCUUGCAGCUGGUAAAACAUCACAGUUAAUGCCUCCUCUGGAAUCUCCAAGCAAGAGCGUAGCUUCAGCUGCUAAUAAACGGCCUGCAGUAAAGUAUUUACAGGGACAAGAUAGCAGUAGAAACCCACAGAUAGGAUCCAGUUUAUCAAAACAUCCUGAACGCACUCCAUUAUCUGUUGUACGACUUCCCCAAACUUCAGCCAAGGCACAAAUGACAAAAAAGACGGCACAGCCUUCCACAACAAGUUGCUCCUCAAUCAAAACCUCCCAAAAGAGUGAUGAAAUCCUGGCUUCAACAGCCAAGAAACCCCUCUCAAAAGGAAAGACUACAACAGCAUAUGGCAAGGGGACCCCUGAUGUAUUAAAAAAUCCUAUUUUGAAGGCUAAACAAGAUGAUCACUAUUUUGUUAUGACAGGCAGUAAGAAACCCAGAAAGUAAGCAGAAAUAUAGUGCUUUCCAUUUAAAUAACAUUACACUAAUCACAGUGGUAACACUUUUUAUGUCUCCGACAUGUAUGAGACCUAAGUAUAUUUUUUUCUAUAAGGAUUAUUUACUAUAUACUCUGUCCAUACUUUGUAGCUAAAUACUGUUCCACUUUUAUUACAUAUGGUGAAUAGUAAGUAAAGUUACUUUUCAUAACACAGUACGGACAGAGUACACCAGUUUGGUGAUUUAAGGCUGUUUUGGUUUUGGAGAGGAGGACUGUUGCUAUUCUCCUUAAAUGGAUUUUAGCUUAUUCUAGAUAUUUCUUCAAAGCAGGAUCCAGAUGAUGAUUCAGAACACUCUGGUACAUCGGUGUCAAGUACCUGCUGUUGCUAAUUACAUUACUUAUACUGUACAUGUAUAAUUGAUAUCACUAAAAGCCAACUUAUUUGAAAAUAAAGAUAAUCGGAUAAACAUUUUCGUUGCACUAAUUGAGCAAGCUAAUUUAUCAAAUUUUGGAUGGGCAGUUGAUACGGAUAAGAGGAAUUAAGACUCUAGGCCAAGAUUUUCAAAUGGUUGGUGAUUUUUUUUUGCGUGAGAUGCCUUAAAGUGGCCUGAUAUUUCAGAAGGCGCUAAGCAUCCAAACUCUGAAAAUCUGACCGCUUUAAGGUAUCUCAAGUUGGGCACAAGUCACUUUUAAAAAUCUUGGCUUUGGCUCUCAUCUUUUUAGUGCCUUAGCAUUUGAGUGCUUGGUAACACUCUGACACUGAAUGUCAUAGCUGAAUGUCACACUGUUGUUGUUUUAGAUUAUUAUUAUUAUGACAAGAUAUAUUUUUAAAAAAUGAAAGAGGAUGGUGCUGUGGACAGUUUUAUUAAAUUGCCAUUGUUGUUUUUAAAGUGUCUCUUCUCCCUAGGCUAUGUCUUCUUCUGUUUAAAUCUGCUGUAAUAACUCUACACGGUCAUUCCUUUUUGGAGCUAAGUAACCAUUUCCCAGAGUGCUAACAGGGCUACAUUCACCCUCUUCAGAGGGCUGCAUGAGGCUUCUUACAUAACACAUAAGCCCUCAAAAUAGGGCUUAAGAAGUACUAGUAUGGUGCCUCAGCCUGGUGCUAACCUUUGCACAAGGGUGAAAUUCUUCUUGAAUGAAUGAAAACUGUCGUCACUUGCACUAAUUACCAUCUCUGGGUCAGUGUUAUCUGAAGUCAUGAUAUUUUACAAGUUUAAGGAACAGCAAUGCAAGCAUUUAAAAGGAAUCUUCUGCCUUAAGUUUCAUAAAUGGAAUAUGAUUGUGUGACUUACAAACUGAGAGAAUAUUUUUCUCCUAAAGAAUUUAUCUAUGGGCCAAUGAUAAGGCUACAUUAUAGUCUGAAUUUUUUUUCUCAGAACUGGAGUUAAAGAGCUGUUUAUAAACGAAUCAUGUUUUUUUAAUUGGCAGUGGCAACCUCAUAGAUCUGUCAUUAUCAGCCCCUUGUUAAUUUUCUGUUAUUUAUAUACUGUAAAGUACCGAUUAGUCUGCUGAAAGUGGAUAUUGUGUAAACAAGCUACUAGCUAAUCCUUUGGAAUGUUAAAUACACCAACCUUGAUAUCUGAGAGAGCAAGUCUAAAAAGCUUGUUUAGCUACAAAAUUGUCUGUUUUGAAAAAAGUCUGUUGCUAAAUUGCUUUACCUACACAGUAGUGAGUUUGGCCCAGUGUAUUUAUAAAUGGGAAAACUCUAGUAACUGCAGUGGAGUUAAUCUCAUGCUACUAAUGAAUUUGUACUGUUGACUCAUACGCAGAAAAAAUUCUCUUCACAAUAAGAGAACUGCUUAAGAGUAGACUUCCAGAUAUCCUGUAGUUAAGAUUCAGUACAUCCUCUUGGGUAGACUAAUGGCAGAACUCUCGGGUUUCUUCUUUAUGAAGUAUUUGUUUGAAGUUUUUUAAUUGCUAUGAAAUACUCUAAGUACAUACUAAUUCUAUCAUACUUUGAAAUAUGUCAUUAUGGUUUCAAAGAAGGGGAAAUUUGACGAUUUCAUCUUUGACUUGUAAAAUUUAAUGUAUUAAAUGUGAGAGUCCCGAAGUAAAGCUUGGAUAUCAAGCAUAAACUUCUGAGCUGGGAAAGUGUGGCACUGCAGGGGAUAAAAAUGUGCCUUAUAUCUGAAAUCAGUGCAAUAAUCUAUUAAAUGGUUAAGCAACGGACAUUAAGUUCCACUUUUGCAUUUACACAGAUCAACCUGAGCAUUAUGCUAAACUAAAUGUAAUAGUUAUAAAAUAUUGACCUAUGUUCAAUCUUUAACACCAAUUGCAUAACUUGGCUAAGGCUUACAUCCUGUAACUUGGCAUGGAGUGAAUCCAAAAAGGAUAGCUGUAGUCAAAUUUAACAAAACAGUUCUUGUCAUUCUGAAGGCCUCUAACAGGAAAUCCAUAAGUUUUUGCAAUGUUUACACUGGCAAAAGAUAUGUUUAAUCUUCUGCUUGUACCAAAUUUUUGUGAAAGAAGUUGAAGCAAAUCCCUGAAUUCUUGACCCUUUUCUGUACUAACAUCAGUUACUUUAA